AAGACAUCUUAAUAUCUUAAUAUUUUCAAUGUUCUCUGUAUUCUUCGUACUUCAUCUCUAUAUCACAUUUGAUAUCAACUUUCAUAGUUCGCGGUUCUUUGGUUCCCCCGCAGUGGGUCCCGUGUGUGCCUGACCGCUCUGCCUCUUCGCUGGCACUCUUCUGUAUUGACAUGCGCCCAACCUCGAAGCCUGUGAGAUGAAAUGCUUUGAUGCAUCUGCUUGCAUGCACUUCUCACUAUCUCAUACCCCGCAUUCAUGGCUUCUGCGGAUAUUCACUGGGGUACAUUGAUCAAUUCAGACAAGAGCCCAGCCCCACUGCUGGAACAGCUAUGUCUUGGGAUCGCGCAGUUGAUGUCCUCCUUUGACACCAACGGCACCACUGAUAUCACCCCCGAGCGACUCGCUGCCUUUUACCGCAAAGUUGGCGGCAACUACGACCCUUUAUUCCUUGAGACCAAGGCACAAGCCCUGUCAUUCAUCUACCAGUCACUAGGAUGUUUCCACAGCCUCCAACCCUCAGCCAAUCCUUACGAGCCCCCAUCUAUUCCCUCGCUACUUCCAAAUGGCUUUGUGCGGUGGCAGACAAUACAACUGUUGAUGGACCCAGAUGAACACUCGGUGUAUUUGCAGAAUGCGGUCAACCUCUGGGAUAUUGCAGACGCAAAUGGCGAUAUCUUCCCGAAGACAAUCCCUCGAGACGCGUUUCCUUCCGAGCCCGACCCAGAGAUGCUUGAAUGGCACGAAGGCGUGAGUCGGCGAUUGGAGCGUGACUAUUUGAAAAGACACACAAAGCAUGCUUCGCCGCCAGACUUUGGGACAUAUCAUUACCAUUUUAGUGGCAAGGAUCCUCUGCCUGACGAAGAUGACUACUUUUCCCGUCCACGCCGGGCGGGGUCAAAGCGUCACAGCCACGUGGAGCCCGAUCGGCGCAGCGACCAUCGCAAUCACCGCCGACGAUACAGCGGAGAAUAUCCCGCAUUUUCUGCACGCAGGCCUGGAACGAAUCGACCGGGCUUUUCAACCCCGAGAGUUUCAUCGCCUCCCCCAUGGGGAGAGCGUCCGCCCCGUCCAAAUGGACGAGACCAAGGUGGCCGGCACGGCCAUCCACUAAGCCCAGGGACAGGUGAGGUUCCAGAUGUCUCUGAUGUGUCUUCAGAUGAGUCCGCACGCCACCGCAAGGACCGUGCGAAACCAAAUAGGCACCAAGAGCGACGUCAUCUAUCACCACCUUCCAACAGCAGUGCUAGACGCCACUCCCAUGAAGCCUACACCCGCAGACCGUUCCGAGAUCUGUCACCGACAAGUCCUACCCGACAACGCCGCGGGCACGAAAGCCACUCUUCACGAUCUAGCAAAUCCUCUAGUAAAUCCCACUCUGAGCCUUCGCCAAAGGUUCACCCGAGAGAUCACGCAAGGGACCACCCGAGAGAUAGGGAUCCCAGAGAUUACCCAAAGGAGAAUCCAAACGAUCAUCCAAAAGACCGUUCUCGAUCACGCACAGCAGGUGUCAAGUUCCGGGAAUUCAUAUUCGGCGACCCGGCCCCUGCGCCAGCUGCUCCAGAUCCACCUUUCUACAGGCCUCCAACCCCUCCACCACCAAGAGCGGUACCCAGACACCUGGGACCUUACGCCGCAGAUGACAUGAGAAGAGGAAGCUACAGUGGUGGCAGUACAGGUAAUAGUCGACCUAGUAGCGGAGGAAGCGGGUCUGAACGGCAGCGCUCAUACAGCAGUGCUGGGUUCCACCCCCGCACAACGGGAUGGGCGAGCCCUCGCAGCUCCGCUUCAAAGCGAUAUACCCCGGCCACUGUACCCGAGGAUGACGGAUACGUUCCCUCACGGAGAGUCCCGAUUUACGAAUAAUUCUUACGACUGAUGCACCUUGAUAUUUAACGAAUUUCUUGCUUCUGCCAUUUUUUCUCAUCAUUUUGAGCAUAUGAGCAUUUACUUACCAUUGGCUCUACGCAUCUAUCACCACCAUCACGACAGACCUAGCAUUCCACUUUUCUUUUUGACGGGCUUAUUUAUUUGGCGUUUCGUUCCUUCUGGAUUUCUACGUUUCUUCGCACCAAUGAUACUCACGAUUCGAAUGAAUAUUGAAUGACAAGCAUAAAUAGAUCAGAGCACAUGGAGGUAAACUGAAAGUGCAUCUGUAGAUCUAUGCCAUGGUGCUUCAAACUAAGACACAUACUUAGCUCACGGUGCAUCCCAUGAUGAAGGAUAUAUAAAGU
Penicillium samsonianum is the source of this 2231-nucleotide messenger RNA. RefSeq lists its product as uncharacterized. The record is from RefSeq and is a predicted model, not a curated record. Lineage: Eukaryota; Fungi; Ascomycota; Eurotiomycetes; Eurotiales; Aspergillaceae. The transcript is spliced from 2 exons. Bases 256 to 1863 code for a protein of 535 amino acids.